Molecule: messenger RNA, 725 nt
Organism: Trachymyrmex cornetzi
Lineage: Eukaryota; Metazoa; Arthropoda; Insecta; Hymenoptera; Formicidae
Exons: 4
Coding region: 60-659 (199 amino acids)
Source: RefSeq, a predicted model, not a curated record
AAAAAAAGGAGUGUUAUUUCAGAAGUCUUAAGAAGUAAUACGCAAAAGUUAGGACAACAAUGACAAAAAUUACAAUCAUAAAUUGCAUAAUUGCAGCUGUUUGCAUUUUUCAAACAGCAGAGGCAGGACUUCUUGGUACACCGCUAGUUUUUUUGGAUACUAUGAAAAAUCAAGUUUCAAAUACGAUUGAAAACGUGAAAGAAAGAAUCCAAAAUGGAAAGGAAACUUAUGAUAGAUUAACAGAUGGACUUGUAGCACCCCAAACAGGACUGUCAACAAUUACGCCAAGCAACAAUAUGCAAGAAGCUACCAAGCAAGUAAUGAAAAUUGUUGAUACGUGCAUUAUGAAAAAUAAUUUGACUGAAAUUGAAGAAUUGAUUAAUGCAACCAAAAAUGUGCAAAAUGUACUAAAGAAUUUUCAAGAUGCUUCAUUAAAUUGUAUUCACGAUUCGGAUGCGCCUCAAUGCUUCCUUAAUGUUAUAAAGAAGAUUUUUGAAUCAAUAAAAAAAGUUAUAGAUGCGGCAUAUAAAAGCACCGAAACAUUUCCCACUGUAGCAGAGUGUAUGAAUACAGAAAUUAAGCAAUUAACCGACCAGGUUAUGAGCCAAUUCGUCCAAUACGUGGAACAAUAUACCCAAACGUUUAAGCUACCAUUUUAAUUACAAAUUAUUUAUGGAUUAAUAUAACUCCAUUUUUACCUGCAUUACAAUAUAUAUCAACAUAUA